This is a messenger RNA of Cyprinodon tularosa, 2585 nucleotides long. It is a transcript of the gene tbx1, whose product is annotated as T-box transcription factor 1. Gene Ontology annotation, cellular component: nucleus. Lineage: Eukaryota; Metazoa; Chordata; Actinopteri; Cyprinodontiformes; Cyprinodontidae. The transcript has 8 exons. Bases 419 to 1912 code for a protein of 497 amino acids. The record is from RefSeq and is a predicted model, not a curated record. Gene Ontology annotation, molecular function: RNA polymerase II cis-regulatory region sequence-specific DNA binding; DNA-binding transcription factor activity, RNA polymerase II-specific. Gene Ontology annotation, biological process: regulation of transcription by RNA polymerase II; positive regulation of DNA-templated transcription; cell fate specification.
UUCCUGCAGUGGUGCAAGGGGAGGCGUGGAUCUGUCUCGCUCACUUUUGACAUUCUCGUGGCAGUGGUGGAAUCUCUUCGUUGCACGACUCAGACAACACCGCCCCAUCAAGCAGCCGGAGGAGACGCCAGGACAGAUGACUAUCUGCGGAUGCUCUACAUUUUGAUCCAUUUGGGGAAACAAAAAUAAAAAAGAACAUUGUAUCUGGACUACUCUCGGGGAAGCGCUUCAAGUCCGACUCCCGCACUGCUCAGCGGCCGGUGGCGGAAUGUGAGAAACUCCCUUUUAGCGCAUGUUCUCCUGCACCGUGCGGAGCCUCCUUCUGCUCUCUGUGGGGCUGGAAAGCAAAGGAAAAAGUGGUGGUUUUUGGUGUUGGAGGAGGAGGAGGGUCGGCUUAUAACGACUCGGUCCCUUGCCUAUGGACGACUUUGGUCCCCUCUCUCCAAAGGCGAAUGCUUUCAGUAUUGCCUCUCUGAUUUCGGGUGCAGAGCAAGCAGGAAACGCAGCUUUUGACAAACAGGGCACCGGUCUGGACAGCCAGAGUUACUGUAAAAUGCACUACAGCACUGUCACCAGGGAAAUGGAAGCCUUCACCACGAGCAGCCUGAGCAGCCUCAACACGCCGGGGGGCUACCACCUCUCCCCGUCCCCCGGGGACCCCUACAGCCAACAUGAGUCCCACUUCGAGCCCUGUCCGGCCGCCCAGCACAACUACAACUACCCGGGAUCCAACCCGGCGCAGAGCCAGGGCCCACAGAGCGACACCGGCACCGCCAACUGCUCCUCGUCGUCCUCCAACUCCACACCGAACAGCAAAAGUAUCGUGAAGAAAAACCCUAAGGUGGCCAACAUUAGCGUCCAGCUGGAGAUGAAGGCUUUAUGGGACGAGUUUAAUCAGCUGGGGACGGAGAUGAUCGUUACUAAGGCUGGCAGGAGAAUGUUUCCAACAUUCCAAGUAAAAAUAUUUGGGAUGGAUCCCAUGGCAGACUACAUGCUCCUGAUGGACUUCCUGCCUGUAGAUGACAAACGAUACAGGUAUGCUUUCCACAGCUCGUCGUGGCUCGUGGCGGGUAAAGCGGAUCCUGCCACCCCAGGGAGGGUGCAUUACCACCCGGACUCUCCAGCCAAAGGCGCUCAGUGGAUGAAGCAGAUCGUCUCAUUCGAUAAACUCAAAUUAACAAACAACCUGCUGGAUGACAACGGACAUAUCAUCCUGAACUCCAUGCACCGCUACCAGCCCAGGUUCCAUGUGGUUUAUGUUGAUCCCCGCAAAGACAGCGAGAAAUACGCGGAGGAAAAUUAUAAAACGUUUGUUUUUGAGGAGACUCGUUUCACGGCGGUCACAGCCUACCAGAACCACCGGAUCACACAGCUGAAGAUAGCCAGUAAUCCGUUUGCAAAGGGCUUCAGGGACUGUGACCCAGAGGACUGGCCCAGGAAUCACCGGCCAGGCUCUCUGCCAAUAAUGAGUGCCUUCGCCAGAACCAGAAACCCAAUGUCAUCUCCCCCUCAGCAGAACGGCACAGAAAAAGAAGAUUCCAGACGGGAAUAUGAAGGAGAUCCAAGCGGAACCCCAAUUCACGCAGAUCCGGCCCACCAGCUGAUGUCUCGUGUCCUCAGCCCGGCUCUGCCGGUCCCAGGAGGACUUCACGCCGUCCCGCUAACCAGCGGCCGACCGAGCCCUCCCCACGACCUCCGGCCUGAUCCUCACCCCCUGCCCCCGGACACCCUGCACCACCAUCCCUACAAAUACCCAACUGCUUAUGAACACUACUUGGGAGCCAAGACCAGGCCUUCGCCUUACCCUUUACCCAGCAUCAGAGGACACACGUACCAUCACCACAUGAAUCCCGCCACAAACAUGUACUCAGCAACCAGCGGCCCCUCUAACUAUGACUAUGGGCCCAGAUAAUGACUGCUGUCUGUCAAGGAUGAUGGCGCACGGCACUAUGGGAAACCUAGCAGGCAGGGACUCAACGCAGCUCCCUCUGUUAAUGGUUUCUGCAACAUGUGGGGUUUAAUCAGAGGUUAAGACUCCCCUCUGCUGGAUAAAUCCUGUUAUAUUUAUUUAAAGGAAAUGCAUCUAAGCGAGGACACCUGUUUGAAAGCCCUCAGAUGGCUCCGUUUUGACCUUUGAACUCAAAUGGGAACAGCUCCUACUUGAGCGGUGCAGACAUUAAGCCAUCCGGCUAAAGAAAAAGGAAGAGCCUUUCCUUAACCAGGACAAGACUUUUGAUCACAGACUGGAACUGAUUUAUUUUUUUCUUUAUGAUGCACUUUUUUGAUUUGUGUUGUUUUUAUUGCUUUCAAAAAAGCCAUACGUUAUAUAUAGUCCCAUGAACCUUCUAGGUUAGUAGACGAGAUGUUUGCAUGUUGAGCUCAUCAGAGAGGAGGUCAGAAUACAUCGAAAAUUGUUUUCUGCUUAAGGUAAAAAACAAAAAAAAACAAAAGGAAAUUUAUGAACAUCUUGAGCCGUUCUGAGCUUGCACCAUGGCACUGACUUGCAGCAAUUCUAAGUAAUUAAAAACAAAGCAGAAAGGCUCUUCUGUAUCUGUAAAAUAAAUAAUCUCUGUGCAAAUCUUCAA